Messenger RNA from Capra hircus (goat), 3655 nucleotides. It is a transcript of the gene TMEM204, whose product is annotated as transmembrane protein 204. The record is from RefSeq and is a predicted model, not a curated record. Lineage: Eukaryota; Metazoa; Chordata; Mammalia; Artiodactyla; Bovidae. Bases 2576 to 3256 code for a protein of 226 amino acids. The transcript is spliced from 3 exons.
CCUAGUGGCCCCGCAUCCUCCCACAGAGCCCCUGGGUCAGCCAGGAAGUUGGGGAUGAGAGGUGGGGGUGAGGGCCCUGGGGGCCGGCCUGCAGAGCCGCCCUCUGACCCUCCGGGACAGGCUCGGGGCGGGGGUCUUUCUCUUUCGGAGGUUUCUGGCAUCUCUCUCCCUCCCACCCCAGCAGGUCAGGCCUCCCCGAGAAACGAGAAAUGAGGCUGGUGGGAGGGAGGGUGCUCCACGCCCAGAAGACCCCAUGGCUCCGAGGAGCACAGACCAGUAACUCCUGGGACGUGAGCGGCUGGUGGACCUACCCUGCCACCAAGCCGGGCUGGGAAAAGCCUGUGGGAAGGGCCGUCCCCGCAAGCUGGUCCCUCCGACGGCAGCUUCACCCUGUGUGGGCCCUGGGGUCCGUGCACCCGAUGGACAGGCCACAUGGACACCCACCCAGUGCCUGUCUGACAGUGCAAACUCCCUGCUGCCCAGGCCCGCAUGUGGACUGUACCCUCAACAUAAGGGGCAGGCAGGCUCCCAGCACCCGACUCCAGGAAGCCCGGGCCCCGCAGAAGCUCCCAGCACCCGCCGAGGCCCCUCCUCCCGGGCUGCCCUGUGGAGACCCCGGUGGACGAGGCCACGGUGGACGACAGCUUCACGUCCGCCCAGCGGCACACACGGCACUGCGCUUCUGCCGUGCGUCCCUGCUUUAAGGUUACACUCCUGUGAGUCCGUGUGCAGGAGCGGGGAGGCCUUUGGGGGGCAGCUGAAGGCCCGGCUCGUGGGGGGCAGUGCUCAAAGGACGAGGGGACCCUCGGAGGGCGAGGUCACUCCUGACUCAGGUCUGCUCCUAGGCCGGCCACUGGCCCCGUCCCAGCUGUCCCCUCCGCCCGAGGCUGGGGGCUGGGAAGGCGCCGGCCCGCUGGCCCACAGGAGCCCAGGUGGCUGAUGGGGCCUGCAGCCUGCCCCACCCGGGAAGACAACAGGGGCUGCCAUUCUUGAAACCACUGCCUGCUGUCCAGCGGAAGAGACCCACGUGAAGACUGGCUCAGGAAGAGAGACUUAAGUAAGCAGGGAAGGCAAUGCUCUGCUGCCAGAGGUUAUCGGGAAAACCUCCUUCUGAGGUGAGUGACUGCACUGUGUGUGCAGGGACCCCAGCCCGCGGCCCCCUUGUAAGGGUGCCCCUCCGCAGGGUCGGAGCUGACGCUGCGAGGAAGGUGUAGGACAGGCAGCACCCCCCAGACGCGGCGUGGCUGGUGGAGCAGGGGUCAGCCUCGCCUCUGGCCCCGGAAAGAGAGAAGUGAUGAGAACUCAGCGAGCACAUCUGCUACGAGCCCUGGUGGGAAAAACCCAGAAGAGGCAAAAAUCUGCUGGGAGCUGACGGGCCCUGCCUCUCAGGAAUGUAAGCUUGGCGGCCCUGCAAGGCGGACCCAGAGCGGGCGGGGCCUUCAGGAGCUGACCCGGCCCCGCUGGGAGUCAGCACGGGCAGGCCGGGCUGAGUGAGGUCUGAGAGCCCAGCAGGCUGACGGUUUCCGGGGCGCAGGACAGGGCGCCCCCCCGUGGGACCGGCAGACUGCUUGGGCCCGUCAGCGUUGGCAGCAGACGCGGCCCAGCCCUCACUCGGGCUUUGCUGGGCGCUCAGCUCACCCACAACCCCCUCCUGCACACGGACGACGCCUGCUCUGGGAGGGGAUCUCCGAGUGUGGCCGAGGGUCUCAGCUGGGAGGUGGGGGCGUCCGGGGCCCCCCAGCAUGCCAGCCUGCCUGUGCACCCACAUGCGGGGGGAGCGGCUGACGGUGGGGGGACACCCUGUGCCCAGGGUGGGCGACUGGCCCCCACCCGCACCAUCCACUGGGGCCAGACAGACAGCGGGCCCGAGGGCGGCAGGCGGGCGCGUGGCGCUCCCAGGGAAGGUGGGGUGCGGGGGAGGGUCUCGGAGGCCUCCUGAAGAGGCCCCUGCUUUUCCCAUCAGGAAACACAUCCUGUGGGCGUCUGGCCGCUAUUUGUUACAGUUGGCUACGCCCUCCAGCUCUCCAAAAACAGCCUCAAAAACAACCAUUUCCUCCCUGCCGAGAGACGGGGAAGACGCAGGCGCGAGGCACACUCACACACACGCGCCUCCUCUGCCGUCUGCUCUCCAGGCCCAGCUGCUCUGCGGCAGAGGCGCCGGCAGGGGCUCAGACCCGCCGCCCGCUGCUCCCUGCCGCCCGGCUCCACGCCUGCCCCGCUCUGGUCCCGAGAGCGGCCAGCCCCGCGCUCUCCCGCCUCACCUGCCUGCGGGUUUCUGCUCGCCGCAGCCUCCGCCCCCCAGGAAGACGGCGCACUCAGGACUCGGGGCUCUCGCUGCUGCCUCUGUGUGCCCCCCGGGAUGGGAGGCCCUGGCCUCGGCGCAGGCCUGGCGCUGCUCCAGGUGCAGGAGGCCGGGUAAGGGGCCCGCGAGGCGGGCGCCCUCGCACCUGCCGCCCGGGCCUUCCCGCCGCCGCCGCCGAGCAUGAGUGGGGAUGUCCUCUAGCCAGCCCCGCUGACACGCUGACCGACCGCGGCUGGGACUCUCUCCACGACGCGAGACGGCACCGCGGCCGCGAUGACCGUCCGGAAAGUGGUGGCCACAGCCGUGCUGGUGGCUCUGGUCUCUCUCGUCCUCAACAACGCGGCGGCCUUCACUCCCAACUGGGUGUACCAGACGCUGGAGGACGGCCGGAGGCGCAGCGUGGGGCUCUGGCGGGCCUGCUGGCUGGCGGAGCGGCCCCGGGGGGUGCCCGGCCCGGGGGCCAGGCCGGGGCCGGCCGACGCUCGUGACUGCGAGGCCCUGGGCUGGGGCUCCGAGGCAGCCGGCUUCCAGGAGUCGCGAGGCACCGUCAAACUGCAGUUCGACAUGAUGCGAGCCUGCAACCUGGUCGCCACGGCGGCGCUGGCGGCCGGCCAGCUCACCUUCGUGCUGGGGCUGACGGGCCUGCCCCUUCUGUCGCCCGACGCCCAUUGCUGGGAGGAGGCCAUGGCUGCCGCGUUCCAGUUGGCGAGUUUCGUCCUGGUCAUCGGGCUGGUGACAUUCUACCGCAUCGGACCCUACACCAGCUUGUCCUGGUCAUGCUACCUGAACAUCGGCGCCUGCCUGCUGGCCACCCUGGCCGCCGCCAUGCUCAUCUGGAACGUCCUGCACCGGCGGGAGGACUGCACGGCUCCCCGCGUGAUCGUCAUCAGCCGAUCCCUGACCGCGCGCUUUCGCCGCGGGCUGGACAACGACUAUGUGGAGUCGCCAUGCUGAGGGUGAACCCCUCCACCUCGGGACCAUCUGGGAAGUGGGGCACUGCUCCCCACUCGAACACACACACCACACGCAUUGACCACGUUAUCCACGGACACGGGGCUUGACCACAUGGCAUCAGCACCCUCCCCUGCGGCCCGCGUCACGUUCCUGCACGGCCUUGCGCUCGGCCCUGGCCCAUGUUAAUUUAUUCAGCAUCUGCCGAGAGGGGCGUCCUGGGCCCUAACUACUCUGAUAAAACAGAACACAGGGAAAGAUUGUGACCUGCACAGACCUUCUUCUAGGGACUCAGAACUCACAGUCAGAUGGUCACGGCUUUACAACAGCAUGGUGUAAGUGAGGUCUAUUUACUCCUGAUUAUCCUUCUAAGUUAAAAUAAAAUGCCAACCUCUCACCAUG